UGAGAUUCUUCAAGAAAUAUUUCUCAUAUGUUAUGAGUACUUUGAUACCUUUCAAACUUGAAAAAUAUUUUAAAUCAUGCCUACAAUUUCAUGCCUAAUGGCAAAGCUGUGAUACCAAUAAAAAUCAAAGAAAGGGUGGUAUUUUGAAGUUUAUGAUUGUUCAUAUGGCAGUUACCAGUAGCCCUGCAGCUAAACCAUACCCCUUUAUGGUUCCAUGCCACAUAUAAAUACUAAUCAUGACACAUCACUUUGAUGGAAGGUUAGGUAGUAAUCACAGUGAAAUAUUUAAAAUCGGAGGGCAAAUUUCAGUUUUACUUUAAUACAAUAUAUUUCUUGUAGUUGAUAUGUCUAAAUUUCCAUGGGACAUUUGCACUCACAUAUUCUCACUCUCACCCCCUUUUAGAUUAGAUACACAACACCCUGAAAAAAUGGAUGUCAGCAGAUCUGAGGAGGAGUUCCGUGCUGUAAACCAUGCAGAGAAAACUCUCCAUAAAAUAGAGGACUACUGGAAAGAGAAAAGACUGUGUGAUGUGAUACUCGUUGCUGGAAACAUGCGAAUCCCAGCCCAUCGGUUGGUUCUCAGUGCUAUGUCAGAUUAUUUUGCUGUGAUGUUUACUACCAACAUGUGUGAAGCCACACAAGAAGAGGUCAAGAUGGAAGGAAUUGAUCCUAAUGCACUUAACUCCUUGGUUCAGUAUGCUUACACAGGUGUUCUGCGAUUGACAGAAGAUACUACUGAAAAUUUGCUGGGUGCAGCUUGUCUUCUGCAGCUGACUCAAGUCAUUGAAGUCUGCUCCAAGUUUCUUAUAAAGCAGCUCCAUCCUUCAAACUGCUUAGGGAUUCUGUCAUUUGGAGAUGCCCAUGGCUGCACAGUGCUCCUGAGAGUGGCACAUAAGUACACAAUGGAACACUUCAUCGAGGUAAUAAAGAACGAAGAAUUCCUCCUGCUUCCAGCUAAUGAGCUCUGCAAACUUCUGUGCAGUGAUGACGUUAAUGUGCCUGAUGAAGAAACCAUUUUCAAUGCUGUCAUGCAGUGGGUGGAUUAUGAUGUGCAGGCGAGGCAGCAAGACCUGGCAAUGCUGCUUUCUUACAUAAGACUGCCCUUGCUUCCACCACAGUUACUGGCGGAUCUUGAAGACAGACCCAUGUUCACUGCUGAUCUAGAGUGCCAAAAACUCCUGAUAGAAGCUAUGAAGUAUCAUCUCUUACCUGAAAGAAGACACAUGCUGCAAAGCCCUCGGACCAAGCCUAGAAAAUCUACUGUGGGGGCGCUUUAUGCUGUGGGAGGCAUGGAUGCUAUGAGAGGUACCCCUACAAUUGAAAUAUAUGACAUCAGGACCAAUACCUGGCAACAUUGUAGCACCAUGAGUGACCUUAGGCUUCAGUUUGGGGUUGCAGUUAUUGAUAAUAAGCUCUAUGUCCUUGGAGGAGUAGAUGAUUUUGAAACUUUAAAUACUGUGGAAUGUUUUGAUCCAGCUACCAAAAUCUGGACUGUGAUGCCUCCCAUGUCAACACCGAGGCAUGGCUUAGGUGUUGCCACGCUUGAAGGACCAAUGUAUGCUGUUGGUGGUCAUGAUGGGUCGAGUAUUCUAAAUACUGUAGAAAGAUGGGACCCGGAGGGACGUCAGUGGACUUAUGUGGCCAGUAUGUCAACUCCUAGAGGCAGAGUUGGCGUUGUUGCAUUAAAUGGCAAGAUAUAUGCUAUUGGUGGACAUGAUGGACGUUCCUGCCUCACAUCAAUGGAAUGCUUUGAUCCACACGCUAACAAAUGGAGGCCGUGUGCUUCUAUGUCUAAUAAAUGUGGACAUGUGGGAGCUGCAACAUACAGUGGAUUGUUAUAUGUUGUUGGAGGUCAUGAUUCCUCUGCUUAUAACCAAUGCACCAGCUUUUCUAACUGUGUGGAACGGUACAAUCCAAAAACUGAUUCGUGGUCAGCUGUGGCGCCUCUGAGGGUUCCUCGAUAUGCUAUUGCUAUAUGCCCCCUUGGAGACAGGCUCUAUGUGGUUGGAGGAUAUGAUGGACAAACUUAUUUGAAUACUGUUGAGUCAUAUGAUGCCCAGAAAGAUGAAUGGAGAGAGGAAGCUCCUGUCAACAUUGGAAGAGUGGGUGCAUGUGUGGUGGUGAUGAAGGUACCAUAACACCAUCUAUAUCAAAGGGAAAGUGGAUACUUUCAAAAAUGGAAUAGGAAGAAGAGAAGAAUGUUCUUUCCUUCAUAUAGUAAUCAAAGAUGAAAAUUAUUGUGUCGUUUUAGUAUGUAGUUAUAAUUGCUCUCAUUUGUGAAGCCAGAACAAGUUUUCAAGAAUAAAUUACA
Molecule: messenger RNA, 2311 nt
Organism: Manis pentadactyla (Chinese pangolin)
Lineage: Eukaryota; Metazoa; Chordata; Mammalia; Pholidota; Manidae
Product: kelch-like protein 4
Exons: 10
Coding region: 345-2138 (597 amino acids)
Molecular function (GO): protein binding
Source: RefSeq, a predicted model, not a curated record